Seminavis robusta is the source of this 612-nucleotide messenger RNA. The record is from the annotation of a GenBank genome assembly. NCBI's taxonomy places the organism in Eukaryota, Bacillariophyta, Bacillariophyceae, Naviculales, Naviculaceae.
AUGAUGACAUAUUUGUCAUCUCUUGAUCUUUACAACAACAGCCUGACAGGAACACUUCCGAGCCAACUGAAUGCUUCCAUGGGGUUGAAAUUGUAUGGAAAUCACUUCUCGGGAAUUGUCCCUGAUCAUCUUUGUGGCUUUCUUCGGUGUGAUUGUUCCCUUACUGAAACGCCUCCCGUUUCCACCUGUGCUGACCUCAAAGAAGCUCCACCGGAUUGGCCUGGACGGUUUCCAACCAUGCCUGGAUCUGUCAUGCUGAACAUCCAAACUUAUGAUUGGCUUGAAGAAACAUCAUGGGUUUGGCAGAAGAAAGAAACCAAUAAUGCAACUACUGGUACAUGGGACACAUUGGAAUCAGGUGGCCCACUGGAGUUUACGAAUUAUCUUUACUCCUCUCUCUUCUUCCCAGUGAUCACUGGCACAGCCUACAGACUGAUUGUAACUGCCCCGUAUGGUUAUGGCAUGCCCUCUGGUUGGAUCACUCUGACAGCCACCAACGAUGAAACAGUGUUGUAUUCUUUGGAAGCUCGGGAGGCAUUCUUUAACAUCACUAUUGGUGUUUUGGUUGGAGCAGAUGGAUCUUUUGAUAUCACCAAUUCUACAACUGUGUGA